AGUUUAUGAAAUAAUUGCAAUUAAAAAGCCAAAAGGGGUAGUUACCUUAUAAGCAGACCGAAACGACGUCGCCUCUUUGGUAGCGUGAACGCCACAUACGGCAAACCAUUCAAGCAAAUCCAUUUUCUUCAAUUCCUGAAUACACGAUUAGGGUUAGGGUUAGAAAAACCGAUCUCCCAAAAAAAUCAAAGAAUUUUGUUCAACCAUUUCUCAAACCAAAAUGGCAACAAGAUCCGGCAACCGACAACAGGCUAAUUCCGGUGGAGCAAACACGGCGGCGAAGCCAGCGAUGAGAAAGCCAGUUUUCACCAAAGUGGAUCAGUUGAAACCAGGAACAACCGGUCACAAUCUUACUGUUAAGAUUGUGAAUGCCAACACAGUACUCAGUAAGAAACCUAGGAACCCAUCAUCGUUACGUGUUCCAGCACGCCCUCAACAGAAUACUCGCAUCGCUGAAUGUCUUGUUGGGGAUGAAACUGGAUCCAUUCUUCUCACUGCUCGUAACGAUCAAGUUGACUUGAUGAAGCCAGAUGCCACAAUCAUAAUUCGGAAUGCGAAGAUUGACAUGUUUAAGGGAUCUAUGAGGCUAAAUGUUGAUAAAUGGGGCCGUAUUGAGGCUGGUGAGCCUGCAACUUUUGUGGUCAAUGAAGAAAACAAUUUGUCCUUGGUUGAGUACGAGUUGGUGAAUGUCGAAGAAUAGAAGUGGGUUUACAUAAGUGCUAUAGGGUAAAUUUGCUUUUGUGGGUAUCUGUUUUUGAUAUACAAAUCUCACUCAAUAAAUUAGUUGUUGCGUUGAAGAUUCUUAAUAUGUGGUAGGACUAAUCUAAUGUCGGUUCCUUGUAAAAAGGAUUCACCUUAUCAAGAGUGUGUUAGGUGGGUAUAACUUGUUAUUAGUAUUAAUAUAUCUUGCUUUUAGUCCAUAUUCUGACUUA
Messenger RNA from Solanum tuberosum (potato), 932 nucleotides. RefSeq lists its product as uncharacterized. The record is from RefSeq and is a predicted model, not a curated record. Bases 221 to 700 code for a protein of 159 amino acids. The transcript has 2 exons. Lineage: Eukaryota; Viridiplantae; Streptophyta; Magnoliopsida; Solanales; Solanaceae.